AUGUGUCUGCUUUAUUUUAGGUUUUAUUUUGUAACCUGGAAUGUGGCCACAAAGUCUCCGGGUCAAGAUCUAAAUUCCUUAUUGGACUUUCCAUCACAGUAUAAUAAAAAUAAGCCUCUACCGGAUUUCUAUGUUAUUGGAUUACAAGAGGUCAAAUCCCAACCUCAGAACAUGGUAAUGGAUAGUUUGUUUAGUGACCCAUGGACCUCGACUUUUAAUAAGAUACUUUGUAGACAAGGCUACAUUAUUGCAAAAAACAUAAGGCUCCAAGGAAUCAUACUAUUGGUUUACACUCAGAUGAAACAUGUUACACAUUUAAGAGAUAUCGAAGCCCAGUACACUAAAACUGGCUUGGGUGGAUUGUGGGGCAACAAAGGCGCAGUUAGUGUAAGAUUUAAUAUUUAUGGGUGCUCGGUCUGUCUUGUGAACUGCCACUUGGCAGCUCAUGAACAUUUACUUGCCGAACGAAUAAGUGAUUACAACACUAUAAUAAAGCAGCACUUCUACCAUGUUACUGAAACCAGUAAUAUCUUGUAUCAUGACUACGUGUUUUGGAUUGGAGACUUAAACUUUCGUACGGAUCAUCCGGCUGGCGACUGUCCGUCGUCGGAAGAGAUCGUCGCCGCUCUACAGAAAGUGGAAAAGGACAAAUAUACGGGUCUAUUAAGGCAUGAUCAGCUAAUCGCUGUUAUGGAGACCGGUGAGGCGUUUUCUGAAUUUACGGAGCCUGAAAUCAGAUUCCCACCUACAUACAAGUUCCUAAUGGGCACGGAUGAUUACGAUAUUAAGAGGAAGCCAUCAUGGACAGACAGAAUAUUGUACAAAGUCAUAGCAAACAAUUACGAAAACAUAACUCUGAGAGCCGAUGUCGUAUCUUACAAUCAUGUGCCACAUUACACUGUCAGCGACCAUAAGCCGGUGGUCGCGCAAUUUAAUAUCAAGGCCUUCUCCAACUACACAGAGAAGACAGUGGAAUUCGCCCCCAUAGUAAGGAUAUGGUACAUCGGCGACGCCGACUUUAGGACGCAAUGCACAUUGUCGCCCGAUGUUGAGAUAAACCCCAACGAUUGGAUUGGCAUUUAUGAUGCGGAUUUCCAUAACUUGGACGACUAUAUAGCGUACGAAUACUUGGCUAAAGUGAGCUUGCCACAAGCCCCCACGGCCAGCGGGCGACCUCGCACCAUCACGCUUAGUUUCCCAGUGGGCAGUGGCGUACGUACGCCUGGCUUCUACCGUUUCAUCUACUUCAGCCAGCCUAAUAACGAAGUUCGAAGCGUUCUUGGCAUAUCGGAGCCCUUCGAAGUAAGCAGCAAGGAGGACCGUCUAGUCACGAUAGAUCAUUGCGAUCAAGCUUCAACAAGCAGUAGUUCCCCGGGUAGAGCGAAGCCCUCCACCGCUACGUCGGACAUCUUCACCGACUUCACGGGCCUCGAUAUCGCUAAUCUGUCGCGCCAUUUUUCCAACGACCUGAGCAUCGACUGA
This is a messenger RNA of Parnassius mnemosyne (clouded apollo), 1482 nucleotides long. The record is from the annotation of a GenBank genome assembly. Lineage: Eukaryota; Metazoa; Arthropoda; Insecta; Lepidoptera; Papilionidae.